Mesocestoides corti is the source of this 3042-nucleotide messenger RNA. Lineage: Eukaryota; Metazoa; Platyhelminthes; Cestoda; Cyclophyllidea; Mesocestoididae. The record is from the annotation of a GenBank genome assembly.
AUGGCCAAGGCUGCCUGUGGGAGAUCCCGCCAAGCGUAUUCCCGUGUUCCCGUGCGUCCACGUGUGACAGCCUGGGAGGAAUCUGCUCGCCUUGAUUUGAGAUCUUACGGUGUUGCCAAGCCCCGCCGACGUGUGGUAGCUGUCAGUGACGUCGAAGACAGCAUUCCUCACCCUUCCAGUUUUUCACAGGCCUGUGGGAGAAUUUUGGUGGUAGGAUUCCCGUUUUUAUUGGCGCUGUUGCCACCCGAACGCGCAUGCUCGGCGCAACACCAGCAGACAUGCAAAUCAACCCUGCUUGCCAAUCUGCCCGAGACGGCGUUUGUUGCGUCAGCGGAAGUCACACCGCGGUACUCAGCCUCGGCGGCAAGCACGCUAUUGGUUGAAGUACCGAGUAUAUUUUUUGUGUGUUUGGACAGGAUGUCCUCUGACGACGACAUCGCCUGGUGCGUGGAGGGUGUUCAGCCGCACGACGAGAAGGAAUUCCUCGAAAUCGACCUCGGUCAGUUGUCCUUCGUGAAGCUCAUUAUAACCAAGGGUCUUUCCACUGCUGAUAAGGGUGGGCUGUAUAUGACGUCGUACUACUACAUCUGGUACCGUCGCGAUACGAGCCAGUCGACGUGGAUCAAGUACCAGAACAUCAACGGAACAACGCGAAUCAAAGGCAACCUCGACGCCCAGACUGAGCGCUACGUCUCAAUGAAUCCGCCGUUUGUCGCCCGGUGGGUGCGCAUCUAUCCCUUCACGCUGGAGCGAAAGCCUGCCUGUCUCAAGCUUGAAUUGAUUGGAUGCAGUGCCAAUGGUGUCAUUGAGUAUCAGGCUCCCCGUGGACACCUGUUGUCUAAGUCACCGCGACAUCGGCUGCUGGACGUCACAUACGACAGUCCAGAACAUCGCCACGACUUCUCGCUCGGUGCUGGAGGCGUCGCCUUCCAUCGACAGGCCUUCAACGUCGGUGGACUGGGCAAACUCGUGGAUGGGAAACCAGACAGUGAAGUCGAUAGUGAUCCACUCGAGACGAACCUGUUCGUCGGCUGGAAGCGGGAGACUCGAAGGGAUGGUGAACUCGACUUCGAGAGGGUUGUCUUCCGAUUCGACGCCUUUUACAAUUUCUCCGGUGUGAGUCUACUUCUGGCCGAUCAACUGGGCUCUGAGGUGGCGCGACCCAAGCGCGUGGAGGUUCGACUGAGUCGUAGAUUUCCACGUGGCACUUCAACCACCAAUCCCUCCACGACAAACCUCGUCGCUACGCACGAAUUGCCCUCGUCUGAUGUCGCUGCUCUACGCCGAGUCCAGUGGAUGCGUGUCGACUUGACGCAGGUGUCUAGACAUGCAGCCGACGGAAACUCGACUCACACCGACGCCAUCUACGACACUGUGGCGAACUAUGUGGAAUUACGGAUCCAUUACGGUGGACCGUGGAUCGCCAUCGCGGAAGUUACUUUCGAUAACUCUCGCGUUGAAGUACCUCCAGAGCUGUAUCUCCUGAAAGAAUCCGUCGAACCGAUUCCAUUGGUCGUCUCCGGUGGAUCGGGCACGUCCAGCCAAUCAGGAGGCGGCAACGCCAGCGUCGAAGCACUAAUUCCACCGCCGUACAACCUGGCACCCAUGCAACCGCACACCUACGCACUGGUCGUCGGGUUGGGCUGUCUAGCCACCAUUCUCAUCAUCUUAGUCCUCGUGCUCUUCGUUCAUUGGCGUCGUCGGGCAUUCCUGGCAAGCCACAAACUGGACGAAAUCAAUCGCACCUUCCAGCACCCCUCGACUAUGCAAUUGAUGAAGGCGGCAACGUCACCGCAGCCCGCGCAUUCCACGAAGAUGUGCGUCGGCGCGCAGCAGCUUCCGAUGUACUUGAACGGUGAAGGCGGCGCUGCUGGCGGUGGUGGUGCGUAUGUCGCUGGAUUCUCUCCAUCCGCGAUCAUGUCGCAAUCGCACACACACUUGGCAUCCAAGUUUUAUUGCGUCAUUCAACGUUUGUUUUGUCAGCAGACACCACCGGAGCAUUCGUCGCACGGAGAGGGUGACAACCAGCCAGCCCUCUUCCCCUACUACCAGGCCCCAAAUCAGACGGUAAUCGGUGCGACGUCUGAAUCGACAGCUGUCUACACCACCGUGUCUGACUCCGACCCCUACGUGAACGCCACACCGCGUCAACACCAGAUGAUGCGAAUACCGCCUCCGCCGUCGCUGCCACUCCCGCCUCCUCCUCCUCCUCCACCGCCGUCGUCUAACCAGUCUGGGACCCCUGUGGAGCAUCCACAGUUGAGUCCGUGGAUGGGGACGCUUGGCAGAGAGGCGUACAUGCAGCACAGCGGUAGCAGUGGAAGCUGUGGCCUCAACACCUUCUACCGCUACUCUGUGCCGGUGAAUGGUGGUGCUUUCCCAGCCACUCCAGUCUACUCAGCACCCGUGUGGACGGCGACGUCUAGCACCGGAACCAUGGAUGCUGGCGGGUCAGAGCAAUUCUUCCAGCAGCAACAAUCACCACGGCAACUGCAUCUGCUGCCGCAAGACGCCUCUGAUCUACCCGGUACGUUCUCUACAACCAACCAAUCACAUUCGAGAGUAUUCGUCAGCUACGCCUGUAAGUUCAAUCAUCUACGGAGGAUUCUACGGCCAGACGAUGGCAUUCAAGGAACCUCGACGCGGUCCGACAGAGGCAUCAAUGAAGCACUCUUUGCCGUAGCAGACGAAGUGGCAGCGACCAGCUCUACAGUCGUAUCCCUCGAGGUCGCUGACCACACAGAACUCCGUCUUGCAACCAGAGAACACUACGUGUACCUUCUCUUUCAAAGCACCUCUGCGGUUCCAAGACGAGCGCACUGGUCGAAGCCACGAUUCCAGUUCGUUAGAAGGUGUUCUACGCCUGUUUUUGCAACGACCGUUCACACAAGGGGCUGCGCCGAGUUGACAGGCAUUGUCUUCACAUUCGACAAGUCGUCUUUCCGCAAGCGUCAACCAGGCAAAGAAGAGCAGCAAUCCGACAAAUUGGCCUUUCAUGAACUAAGGAGGGUUACAAAGCCACUUUUCAUGGGUGUAUUAUAG